AUGUCCACCACCAAAACGAAACAUAUCAAUCCUUCCCAACGUAAAAAAAAGCUAUCACCUAAACAGAAGUUAGUUCAAGCAAGUGCUCAACAACGACAAAAGGUACAAGACCGGGUAUUUGCUUGGCAAGAACAAUUAUUUACUCAAGAAAGAGUAUCUGUGGAAGAUUUACAAAAAGCGGCUUUCUGGUUACAACCUCAAACUUAUGAUGAAAUUGUCGAAGAACGAUGUGUUCAAUCUAUAUGUGGUUAUCCUCUUUGUUCUCGUCCACCUCAACAGCAACAAUCAAGAUAUCGUAUCUCUUUAUCUCAAAGAAAAGUAUUUGAUCAAUCCGAAUUGGCAUCUUACUGCUCCCUACCUUGUCUUCAGAAAUCAAAAUAUUACAAUAUGCAACUAUCGGAAGAUCCAGUAUGGAUACGUGAUAUGGCAUCUUCUAUUCCCUCUAACAUUCAUAUUAUUACAUUGGAAGAAAACUUCGAACAAGCUGUGGCUCAACAACAACAACGAAACCAAUUAGGACGCUCCAGUUCAGAUCUUCGACAAGAAUAUGUUCAACAAUUGUUAUCCAAUGUCCCUCUUGGAACGAACAACAAUACUCUCAAUCCUUUAACAGCUACCAACACAAAUGAAAUGAAAAUGGUCAUUGUAGAAAAGACUUCAGUUACUUCGCCACUCAACACUCAGUUUGGAGGUAUUCACGAUGCUAUUGAAGGAUUCCGAAUCGAUAAUAAGUCAUCAAAAAACGAACCAUCAACCAUUUUACUGAAACCAAAGCAUCAAACAUCAACGACAAAUCAUUCUUUACCGACCAUCAAUGAUACAACAAAGGGAGUAGAUAGUGACGAAUUGGAUCCUGAAUCUCUACUGGACGACGCUAUGGAAACAAUGAUGAUGCUCAAGAAGAUGAAUCUCGAUCACCUAUCAUCGAACACUCUAUCAGCUCAUACAAUUAAAGAUACCGUAUCAUCAUCACCAACCAAAGACAUGACUUCAUCCACACAGACAUCCAGGCCCAUGUCACCCACCUCAACAAAGGCAACAAAAGCAGCAGUGGCAGCUAUAGAAGCAGCAGCAGCAUCAGCAGCUCAAACCAAAAAGAUGAAGAAUAAGAAAAAGAAGAAGGAACCAGAAAUGUCACUCUUUGGCAAGAUUUGGACCAUGUUGGAUCGUAUGACAACGAAAUCGACACGACUUUUUCUUACAACUUUGGCUGAAGGUAGUAAUAGUAGUAGUUCUGUACAAUUAUUAGAAGAAGAUGGACUUGAUCAUGAUAAUAUGUUACGUGGACAUAUCUUUAGUGAAAAAAUAUUAGAAACAUAUGGUUUGAUUCGAACACAAUUGGGGAUUUUAGGUGAAUUAGAAAUGGAUUUGGUCAAUUUGAUACGAACCUUCCGAUUUACUGAUGCAACCAUGGUAGUACUGGAUUCUACUCAAACUUAUAUGAUGACACUUGUGCUUUUUAAAACUUUGGCGACGGAUAUCCUGAAAAAUGAAACGGAUUGGCAAGAUGCUUUUGAAGUAUGUUGUCAUCAAAUUGGACAAAGCUCAGAUGGAGUAGAUGCCUGUGUUCGUGUAUUGAAAGUAGCUAGUACUUGA
Messenger RNA from Halteromyces radiatus, 1596 nucleotides. RefSeq names its product Rtr1/RPAP2 family-domain-containing protein. Gene Ontology annotation, cellular component: cytoplasm; nucleus. Lineage: Eukaryota; Fungi; Mucoromycota; Mucoromycetes; Mucorales; Cunninghamellaceae. The coding region runs from base 1 to 1596 and encodes 531 amino acids. The transcript has 4 exons. Gene Ontology annotation, molecular function: RNA polymerase core enzyme binding; RNA polymerase II CTD heptapeptide repeat phosphatase activity. The record is from RefSeq and is a predicted model, not a curated record.